AUGUGUGGCGAUGAAGACGGGUUUAAUCUUAGUUCAGAAGCAUACCUUGAAAAGCACCAAAUUCUUUUUUACUUUGAAGACUGCAUAAAUCAACUACUCCAAUACAGAGACGAAAAUCCAAAAGUUAAUACAAUUAAAUUCAUUAACGAAUAUUUUUAUAGUUUGAAAUGUGGAACCCAUGUGAUGUUCCGGGAUUUUGAAUUUAUCAAUGCAACUCCACAUAACCGAAUUUCUUUUCUAAAAAUAUUUUGGCAAUUUUUCAAGCAAAUAGGCAAAAAAGGAGAUCUAUUAACAGUCCAAGAAUAUCAUUCUUUAAUCACUUUAAUCUGCCCAGAUCUCCCAUUUGAUCUUGUACAGAAAACAGCUCGUAUUAUUCUGUUGGAUGAUGCCUUGGAUUCUCUCAUUUCAUUUGCUGACUUCUUGUAUGCAUUUCAAGUACAAUUCUAUUAUCAAGAAUUCAUACAGAAAUGUGGUGAGAUUUAUUCUGUCCUCCACUGUCAACGCAGUCCGAGGGAUCCAGUAGUUGUUCCUACAUCCGACAUAGCAAAUCUUCACACUGUAUCAACAUGUACUUCACCUCCAGCAGAUGGUGUUGAAGCAAUCAGCUUUCUGCGAGCAAUUAUGCAUUUAAGAGACAAGAAAAAAAUUGGGAGUGCUUUUAGUAUUCCUCCGGUGCAAGUUUUACAAGAAAUCUUCACAUCAACUUCAACAUCCCACAUUUCAUUUUAUGAAUUUCUUAUGGCUCUGGCAAGAAAUGAAAUGCUAAAUGCUGCAUUAGGAGGCUUACCAAGUAAAUCCAAAGUGUUUGACACAAGAAAAGUGUAA
This is a messenger RNA of Acanthosepion pharaonis, 825 nucleotides long. Lineage: Eukaryota; Metazoa; Mollusca; Cephalopoda; Sepiida; Sepiidae. The record is from the annotation of a GenBank genome assembly.